AUGUCACAACGAGGAGACAGAAUCAGAGACACUGCUGCUAAGGCGCUCAAAUGCUUCUUGUCACAACCUGGAGACGGUAUCAGAGACACUGCUGCUAAGGCGCUCAAACUGUUCUUGUCACAACCUGGAGACGUCAUCAGAGACACUGCUGCUAAGGCGCUCAAAUUCCUCUUGUCACAACCUGGAGAUGGUAUCAGAGACACUGCUGCUAUGGCUCUCAAAUGUCACUUGUCACAACCUGGAGACGGUAUCAGAGACACUGCUGCUGAGGCUCUCAUGUGCCUCUUGUCACAAUCUGGAGAUGGUAUCAGAGACACUGCUGCUGAGGCUCUCAUAUGUCUCUUGUCACAAUCUGGAGAUGGUAUCAGAGACACUGCUGCUAUGGCUCUCAAAUGUCACUUGUCACAACCUGGAGACGGUAUCAGAGACACUGCUGCUGAGGCUCUCAUGUGCCUCUUGUCACAAUCUGGAGAUGGUAUCAGAGACACUGCUGCUGAGGCUCUCAUAUGCCUCUUGUCACAACCUGGAGAUGAUAUCAGAGACAAUGCUGCUGUGACUCUCCAAUGCCUCUUGUAA
This is a messenger RNA of Lineus longissimus, 576 nucleotides long. RefSeq lists its product as uncharacterized. The record is from RefSeq and is a predicted model, not a curated record. The coding region runs from base 1 to 576 and encodes 191 amino acids. The transcript has a single exon. Lineage: Eukaryota; Metazoa; Nemertea; Pilidiophora; Heteronemertea; Lineidae.